AGAAGAAAGAUACAAUUGUUUAAAAAGUACUUACAAGAAAGCAAAUACAAGAAAGAAGAACAAUGUUACGCAGUAUCAGAAAAACAGUAGCACUGGGAAUGCGUUCAUCAAAUUAUUUAAUGCCUGUUAAAAUAUGUUCCCCACAUUAUUUGUACAGUUGUCAAAAAGCAGUAACAGUACAAAAUAAUAUGGAACAAAAACGAUAUUAUAAAAAUUUUGGUCAUAGAACUAAGCCACAUAACAGACAUGAUUACAUGGCUAUGCUAGCAGGAACAGCUUUACUUAUUGUUAUUGGUUACAUGGCAAAGAUAAAUUAUAUAGGAGAAAGCAAAUAUGUGAAAUUUCCAAGAGUAGAUGCUGCUGUAUUAUUACAUGAAAAUGAUGAAGAAGAAGAAGAUGAUGAUAAUGUGGAUAACGUUGAACAAGAUGAUCAGAAAAAGAAGAAAGGAAAGAAAGAAAAAACUGGAUUUCGUGAUAGAAAGAUAAUAGAAUAUGAAAAUAGAAUGAGAGCUUAUUCGACACCAGAUAAAAUUUUUCGAUAUUUUGCAACAGUAAGAGUAACUAGUUUAGAUGGUACAGAGAUUUUUAUGACACCCGAUGAUUUCUUAAGAUCUAUUACUCCUGGCAUGAAACAACCGGAUGGUCUUGGAUUAGAUCAAUAUAAAAAAUAUGAUCCCAAGAAUAUUCAUGAGAAAUUAGAAUUAGCAUUAGAUGAGAACAGUAUCUUUUAUAAACUUGGUAGUGCUGGACUUAUUACAUUCUCUGAUUAUAUUUUUUUAUUAACGGUGUUAUCAACAUCUAGACGUCAUUUUGAAAUAGCAUUUAGAAUGUUUGAUUUUAAUGGCGACGGUGAUGUAGAUUCUGAAGAAUUUGGUAAAGUUGCUACGUUAAUUCGUCAACAAACUAGUAUUGGUAAUCGUCAUAGAGAUCAUGCCAAUACUGGUAACACAUUUAAGGGUGUAAAUUCAGCUUUGACAACUUAUUUCUUUGGUCCUAAUAUGAAACAAAAGUUAACGAUAGAAAAAUUUCUAGACUUUCAGGAACAAUUACAAAGAGAAAUUUUAAGUCUCGAGUUUGAACGUAGAAAUCCGGAUAAAAAUGGGAAUAUAAGUGAAGUUGAUUUUACUGAAUUGUUAUUAGCGUAUGCUGGUUAUUCCGAUAAGAAGAAAGCAAAAAUGUUAAAGAGAGUUAAAAAGACUUUCAAAGAAAAUCCUAAAGGAAUUAAUAAAGAAGAGUAUCUCAAGUUCUUCCAUUUCUUAAAUAAUAUUAAUGAUGUUGAUACAGCUUUGACAUUUUAUAAUAUCGCAGGUGCUUCUAUCGAUCAAGCAACGUUAAAACAUGUAGCAAAAACAGUUGCUCAUGUAGACUUAAGCGACCAUGUUAUCCAAGUUGUUUAUACAAUAUUUGAUGAAAACUUGGAUGGACAACUUAGUAAUCGAGAAUUUAUAGCAGUGAUGAAAAAUAGAGUACUUCGUGGCUUAGAGAAACCAAAAGAUACAGGAUUUAUCAAAUUAGUGCAAUCAUUAAUGAAAUGUGCAAAAAAUAGUUACUUAAUUCCUGCAUUUGAUAAAUAAUUAAUUAUUUUUUUUAGUAAUAAUAAUAAUAUUAAUUCUUUCAAUUGCUUUUGUA
Polistes dominula (European paper wasp) is the source of this 1629-nucleotide messenger RNA. It is a transcript of the gene MICU1, whose product is annotated as Mitochondrial calcium uptake 1. Lineage: Eukaryota; Metazoa; Arthropoda; Insecta; Hymenoptera; Vespidae. The record is from RefSeq and is a predicted model, not a curated record. Gene Ontology annotation, cellular component: uniplex complex. Gene Ontology annotation, biological process: calcium import into the mitochondrion; mitochondrial calcium ion homeostasis. Gene Ontology annotation, molecular function: calcium ion binding.